AUGUAUUCAUUCCAACACAUCUCUGCAGAACACUUCAUUCACACAAUAUGGUGGCCUUCCUCAUCUUCUGGCUGUUUAAAGUGUGAAGCUUGGGGCUUUCUUAGUCAUCUUCACAUUUGUGUGGCUGUGAAAAAUCCAUUGAUAUGUUUUGACAGGGUUGUUCUUUCGGAGCAUCUUACUUCACUAACCACCAACCAACCACCACUUAGUAACAGGUAUGGAUUCAAGUCAUUUGAAAACUGCAUAGAGUAUAGGGAAUCAGUAUUUACCUUUACAACCGACAUAAAGUGUCCUGCACCACCACAAAUUUGCCCGCCGUCAUGUCAUUCAAAUGUUGCACCAAUUUUAAAAUUUAUUGAUUUUCCAUUCGAUUUGAAAUUCACCCCACCGAUUGGGCAUAUCAACCCUUCGUUGAGUGGUUUAAUUAUUUAUUUACAAAUCAGAAAAAUAAUUAACAAAUAA
Echinococcus granulosus is the source of this 462-nucleotide messenger RNA. RefSeq lists its product as hypothetical. The record is from RefSeq and is a predicted model, not a curated record. The transcript is spliced from 3 exons. Lineage: Eukaryota; Metazoa; Platyhelminthes; Cestoda; Cyclophyllidea; Taeniidae. Bases 1 to 462 code for a protein of 153 amino acids.